Molecule: messenger RNA, 555 nt
Organism: Helianthus annuus (common sunflower)
Lineage: Eukaryota; Viridiplantae; Streptophyta; Magnoliopsida; Asterales; Asteraceae
Exons: 2
Coding region: 1-555 (184 amino acids)
Source: RefSeq, a predicted model, not a curated record
AUGGAUGCGAGAGGGACACUUGGAUUCACCGGUAUUCAAAAGUGUACUUCAGAUCUACGAGUCCUUGCGUACGGAAACAUGACAGACAUCAACGGAGAAUAUCUAAAAAUGGCCGAGAAAACAACACGAGAUACUUUGGAGCAUUUUUUUUGUCAAGGUAUUAUAUAUUUGUACGGUCCGCGUUAUCUGAGAAAGUCCACAUGGUACGACCUUCAACAAAUUUACGAGGUCCGUUCUAAUCUCCAUGGUUUACCGGGCAUGAUCGGGAGCUUGGAUUGUCGUCAUUGGCAGUGGUAUAAUUGUCCGACUGCAUGGCGAUGUCAACACACACGAGGUGACCAAGACGGACCAACUGUUAUUCUUCAAGCGGUUACCUCACAGGACCUUUGGUUUUUGUCAGCUUACUUUGGUGUGGCAGGGUCAUGCAAUGAUAUAAACGUUUUCGAGCAAUCUCCAUUGGUAGGGGACUAUAUUUCUCAUAGAGAUGCGAAAGCUUCUUUUUAUGCAAACGGAAAUUAUUACCCUCACGGAUACUAUUUAUGCGAUGGAACUUAG